Molecule: messenger RNA, 2584 nt
Organism: Odocoileus virginianus texanus
Lineage: Eukaryota; Metazoa; Chordata; Mammalia; Artiodactyla; Cervidae
Gene: RBBP8NL
Product: RBBP8 N-terminal like
Source: RefSeq, a predicted model, not a curated record
ACAAUGCUGGUUUCCAUCUCUCAGGCGGGAGCUUCCCGGAGCAGAGCGGAGGUCCCCGGAGGUCGAUGCGGACGCGGGGCCAUGCUGGAAACAGACGGGCCGUAGAGGCCAAGGGGCCGUCCCCACACCUGGAGCACAGAGGACCCAGGGCCAGGGCCACGGGAGCCAUGGAGAGCUUCACAGAGUCACUAAACAGACUGAAGGAAGUCCACGAGAAUGAGGUCAUGGGCCUGCAGAACAAGCUUCUGGAACUGAACUCAGAGAGGUGCCGGGAUGCCCAGAGGGUGGAGGAGCUCUGUGCCAAGAACCACCAGCUGAGGGAGCAGCAGAAGGUGCUGAAGGAGAACCUGCGGGUGCUGGAGAACAGGCUGCGGGCUGGGCUGUGUGACCGCUGCAUGGUCACCCAGGAGCUGGCCAGGAAGAAGCAGCAAGAGUACGAGAGCUCCCUCCUCCAGAACCUGCAGCACGUCUUCCUCCUCACCACUGAGCUGACUCGGCUGCAGGAGGAAAAUGACGCCUUGAAGGAGGAAGUGAAGCGGCUUCAGGGCCCAGGGCCCAAGCCCCAGCUCAGGGAGGGCACCUCGGAGCCCCCGUCACCCCUGCUGCUCCCCUCCCUGGGUGCCCGGAAGGCUGUCACUGAGAAACCACUGGGAGGCCACGAGGAGACAGAGGAUGACCAUGCAGAAAGGCCAGGGGUGUACAGGACAUCUCCAAUGGCCAAAAUCUCCCCAAGUCCAAAUCUGCCUGAGGCAUGGACCCCGGACAUGGUGAGGAACCCCCAGCGCAUCUCCAACCAGCUGCACGGGACCAUCGCCGUGGUGCGGCCGGGGUCCCAGGCCUGCUCCGCCGACCAGGGCUCCACCAAUGGGACGCCCCCACUGCCGCCCACCAGGAAUAGCCCACCCAGCCCACCUGGCGAGUACAGCCUCCCUCUGGACAGCUUCCUGCAGGCCUCUCGGCCCUCUGUCAAGACCUGCGAGUCCCUGAAGCACUCCCUCCAGGCCGACCGCCUCUGCCUCCUGAACCGCCACCUAACCCUGCACCUUGGCAGCCCCCCGGUCCCCACCACAGCCCCCAGCGGCCCCCAGUCCCAGGGCCUCAAGGCUGGGGAGGCAGAGGUCUGGGAGGAGCCCUCGGGCCUGCUGGGCCUGCCGGGCGCCCUGGCGGGCAUGCGGAACCCACAGCUGGAAGGCGCACUGCACAUGUUCCUGGCCCAGCAGCUGCGGGCACAGGGCAGGGUGGGCAGUGCCCGGCUGAGGGGCCCUCGGGGGCCCAAAGGAAUGCCACCCUCCCCACCAGCAGACUCAGACUCCGAGGGUCCUGAGGGCGAGGUGGCCAGAGGGAGGCACCCACAGCCUGCAGGCCCGGGCAGCCCCCAGGGGAAGGAGGGCACAACCACACAGGACUAUGUCCCAGACAAGCCCCUGGACCUCUCAGAGCGCGGUCGGUGCCGGGCCAGCGCCCCCAAGCCUGCCAACCAGUCGGGGUCACUCAGCCCCCCACGGGUCCCCACGCCCAGCCCUGAGCCACCCCAGGGAGUGGGACCACCUGCCCGGUGUGGAGCCCAGAGAGUCAGCAAUGGCACCCAGGAAGCCAGAGAGCCAGAGGCAAAAGAGCAUCCACCUUCCCCGGACGCCCCCUACUCUGCCCCAGGGCCCCACCUCAGCCUGCCCUCUCCAAGUGGGCCAGGAGAGGAGGACAGAGGGAGGCCUAAACUGCCCCCCUACCCACCAAGGCCUUGUGGAGAUGGCCACCCAGAGCUCAGCAAAGCCCAAGGACAACAGCCGGAGUCGGAUGAGCUGGACGAGCCAGACACCUCGGACAGUGAGAUGGGCCUGAGGACCCGGGCGGAGGCCACACAGAGCUCGCCGGAGGAGGGACCCGGGUGCAUCUGCAACAAGGAGUGUGGAGGGGGCCCGCAGAAGAGGAAGUGGGCGUCUGACCCCUGGAGCAAAGCCUCCAAGAAGCUGACCUGAGAAAGGAGGAACCAGGGAGCCAGGAGUCGCUCACCCAGCACCAGCACCUGGGAAAAGACCUGGGCAUCCCAGCCUGCCCAGUCAUGCACCCCACCGAUUGAUUGCCCGCAGCCAGGACAGCCCCCACCACCAGCCAAGCAGACGGCCCCAGAAGUGGGGUAGUGGACUGGGUCCUGCCACAUCCAUGGGGUUGUGAAGGCCAAGAUGACUGGUCUUUUGAACCCCUCCAUCUUGGAAAUGAUCUUACCCACCACUCUCACCCCAGCAUCUGCUCCCCUGUGGGGAGCAGGGUCCUGGGAGACCGGCAUGGCUCAAGCUCCAGCCAAGCCCCGCCCCCAGCCCUGCUUUGCACGGGCAGGCCCUCCCGGGCAGUUCCCCUCCUCCCACCAACGCAGACUCGACCACUACCCUGGACCCAGGGACUGCAUGCCUCGCUACCCACUCCAGAUGGGGUGUCGAGCGCCAAGCAGUGGUCUCGGGCGCCCCCUUGAGGGGUCCCACAAGUGUGCCGCCUGGUGAGGGCUAAGAAGGCCGGCCGGCAGCAGUGCAGCGCCUCUGCAGAGAAAGUGUCCCAGGGCACGGGGAGAAUAAAGUGUAAGGAAGGAUGA